AUGGCUUCAAAUGAUCCAGAAGAUGUUUCGACUCUGCGGAAAAGGAAACGAAGAGUUCCGGAAAAUGGUCCCUACGUACUACGCAGCCUGAUCGAGGACCUGCCUUUGUCUGCAGAUGGAGAUAGGACGGAUAUUGAGAUUAAUUGUGUGGAAUUUCUAGAUCAGAACCUAUAUAUUGGGACUUCGGCCUCUGAAAUCCUUCAUUUCGUACAGAUCCCCUCCGAUCCUGCCGACACCUCAGGAAAGCCAUCAUAUAUUCUAGCCUCGAGACUACCUCCCGCUUAUCAUGAGCCAUCUACUCGAGAUAGGCCUGGUGUUCAACAGAUUUUACUGCUUCCGAGAGUCAAUAAAGCUUGCAUAUUGUGCAACUGGACAGUCACCUUCUAUUCCCUGCCAGAAUUAAGUCCAGUAUUUGGGACAACGCAGAUUCGGCCUUGCAACUGGAUUGGCGGCACAGAUUUGAAUACGGAUCCAAUAAACGCUGAGCAAGAUGGCAGAGGAGUUACUGUACUUGUUUCGCUGAAUAAGAAGAUGAGAGUUGUGAGAAUUGGGGAAGAUCCUCGAGCUACAAUAGAUUUUGCAGGAAGCACUAUAUCCAUCCGCCGUGAUUCAUUUGCUUGUGUUGCAGAUUCUAGGUCUUACGCUUUACUCGAUGUUGAUCGUCAAUUAAAAAUACCCCUCUUUCCUAUAUCAACCUCGGAUGAUUCCCAGUCUGGUAGUGUGGGUGGGCGGGUCGAGGAUAUAUCUGGUAAGAGCGGUGGGGGGGUUUCACGCAACUCAUCAUUGACUCUUACGGGCCCAUCAGAUGAACGGAGUCAUGGAAGAAGUACAAGUCAUGGUGCUUUCAGAGCCGGUCCGCGACGAGACAGUCUACGAGCUGCAAGCGGGGAUCGUUCUGGGCGAGGUACUCCCGACCGCUUGUUUCGAGACGCCUCGCCUGUCCCUGCAGUCAGUUCGUCGGGGCCUGUGCAGCGUGAGCCCAGUCCAGAGAAACCCUUACCACCUCCACCAGCUGAUUUCUCGGUGGCCGGCGCUCAAGCUCCUACAUCUCCCAUGCCGUCUGUAUACUUGAAGCCCCACAUAGUAUCGCCUUCCCCGCAGGAGUUUCUUCUGGUCACAGGGACUGGUAUACGUGAUCAUGGAGUUGGCAUGUUCGUAAAUCUUGAGGGUGACGUUACUAGAUCAACAUUAGACUUUGCCAGGUAUCCUGACGAGGUUGUUGUUGAUGGGCGUGGUGUUAAUGUCGACCCCGUCCCUAAUACAAUGGAAGAGGAGGAAGGAUAUGUGCUUGCUUCCAUGACAUUUGAAGAUGGUGAUAUACUGCGGCAUGGUAUCGAAAUUCAACGGUGGGACCUUGAUCCUGGGGAGGAUGCGAUACAAAAGUUCUGGCUGGAAGCUCCACCAUUGGAUGAAGCGAGUGGUAAUGGAGGAGAAAGUAAGAUUGGACUAAGAACGGUAAUUCAGCCCGGGGAUGUUUAUUUUGACGACGUGGUCGACAUACUUCGGCUAAAGCGCUUUCAACCUUUUGCAUUGAAAUCUUUGAACACAUCCACACUAUCUCUGCGAAGUGCGGAUUCUCCAACUGCAAUGUCACUACAAAGAGUUUCGGGCGAGAGAGAGCUAUUCGAAGAAUCGCUCUCGCCAGGCUGGGAAGCCCGUCGUAACGAUGAAGAGCAACAAUUCGCGCAAAGAUUGGGGAAAUCAAAAUCACGUGUGGUUACUUGGUCUGGAAAGAACGUAUGGUGGACAGUCCGAAACCCACUCGCUCUACGCCUUGAUGCGGAACUUGGCAUGGAGACCGGGGAUGAAGAAGUGCCAUCUCUUGAUAGAAGGAAAGCCAUUGAAUUGAUGAAUUCUCUACGCGGCCGUGAAGCCAAAACCGAGACUGAAUUUAUUAGCUUGGGCUAUAUCCGACAGAAAAUUGGGUUGCUCAUUUUCAUAAGCCUAUUGACGACUCCAGCCGGUCAGGCUACAGAGGCUGAAUAUGGAGCUGCCGAAGAGGCUCUUUCGGAGGGAAGCCUUGAUCCCAGAGUUAUUCUUGCUAUUGUUCCCGUCCUACGACACGAGAUCAUUGAAGGAAAGACAGGAAUCUGGAUUCACGGUGGCGUGAAGGAUGCUGCAGACAACUUCAUAACCAAUGGAAUUUCGGAUGUUCAAAGCUCAAAGAAUCAGAGCAUAAUGUCUGAGCAGGUUCUUCGAUUUCUGAGAAGAUUCCUGCUAUCGUGGCGUCGAAGAAAAGGAUUCGGCAGCAUUUCAAAUGAGACCGAGGUCUUCAAAAGCGUCGAUGCUGCUCUCCUGAUUGUACUACUACAAUUAGAUGCAUCGUCUCCUCGUGGGCCAGCGAGAGUUAAGUCUGUACGAGCAGAACUGAACAACCUAGUGGACAACGGUGUUGAUUGCUUCGAACGAGCAAUCUCACUGCUUCAGUCUCAUAAUCGCCUAUAUGUUCUCAGUCGUUUGUACCAAAGCAGAAAGAUGACUGAAGAAGUAUUAAGCACAUGGAAAAGGAUUAUUGAAGGAGAAGAAGAUGAAGGGGGUGAGCUCCUAGAUGGUGAAAAUGAGGUACGGAGGUAUCUGAUCAAUGUUCGAAAUCCUGCUCUUGUGCGAGAAUAUGGUGUUUGGUUGGCAUCAAGAAAUCCCAAACUUGGGGUUCAAGUCUUUGCCGACGGGCAAAGUCGAGUCAAGUUUGAACCAACGCAAGCUCUCGAAAUAUUACGAGAGGGAGCGCCUGGUGCGGUGAAAGAUUUCCUCGAGUAUUUGGUCUUUACAAAGCAUCAUUCCGAGUACAUAAAUGAACUCAUUGCAUACUAUCUCGACAUCGUCACCACCAAACUCGAAGAGUCUCCCGAAGUCCGAGCAGUCCUUAUCCAAACCUACGAAUCCUACCGGGCCCUCCGACCCCCCAAACCCACUUACCGCCAAUUCAUCACCGAGAAUACCCUCGACGAAGAAUGGUGGCACAGUCGUCUCCGACUUCUGCAACUCCUCGGCGGCAGCCAAGGAUCCGCAUCCCAAUACGACGUCGCCGCCAUCCUGGCCCGCAUCGCCCCUUACACGCACGAACUCGUACCCGAAAUCAUCAUCCUCGACGGUCGGCAAUCGCUCCACGAAGAAGCGUUGCGUCUCCUGACCCACGGGCUCGGCGACUACGACACCGCCAUCAACUACUGUCUGCUCGGCGGCUCCAGCAUCUACCACCCCAUCUCCGGCACGCUAUCCCCAGCAACCCUACCCACGCGCUCCGAACAAGCAGCGCUGUUUCACUCCCUACUCACCGAGUUCCUCAAAAUAGACGAUGUGAGUAAUCGGGUAGAACAAACGAGUUCACUGCUGGAGCGCUUCGGAGGUUGGUUUGAUGUGGGGGAUGUGUUGGGGAUGAUCCCCGAUACGUGGAGUGUGGAGUUGGUGAGUGCGUUUUUGGUGAGUGCGUUGAGGAGGAUUGUGAGGGAGAGGAGUGAAACGAUGAUUGUGAAGGCGAUGAGUGGUGCGGAUAAUUUGAAGGCGAGUGUGGUGUUGGUGGAUAGGGUGAGGGAGAUGGGUCCGAAGAUUGUGAUAGGGGUGGAGGGGGAAGGGGAGAGGGAGGUCUAG
This is a messenger RNA of Sclerotinia borealis F-4128, 3588 nucleotides long. Lineage: Eukaryota; Fungi; Ascomycota; Leotiomycetes; Helotiales; Sclerotiniaceae. The record is from the annotation of a GenBank genome assembly.